This is a messenger RNA of Penicillium daleae, 630 nucleotides long. RefSeq lists its product as uncharacterized. Lineage: Eukaryota; Fungi; Ascomycota; Eurotiomycetes; Eurotiales; Aspergillaceae. The transcript is spliced from 2 exons. Bases 1 to 630 code for a protein of 209 amino acids. The record is from RefSeq and is a predicted model, not a curated record.
AUGGAGUUAAUCUACGCUCCCCCAAUUCCCCGCGCCUUGAAGCUCAAGAUCGUGCCUUUGAGAGGAGACCAGCAAUCCUACCCGCCAGUCAUGAACGGCGGACGACAAAUGCGUCGAAUCGACAAAACCACCUCCGACGCAUGGGGCCCCCCAAUCUUCGCCAACCGCCGCGCCUCCGUCGAACCCCGAAUCACCGCCCAAAACGAAGACAUGUUCCGCACCUUCCACCCAGCCCUCCGCUCCGAACCCGAAGUCUUCGCCCUGACCCGGAAAACCAACAACACCCAAGUCUGGCUCAUAUUCCCCCGCAAAGGCGACAGCGGGCCGUUCACGCACGUGGGCGGCCGGCCAGUGCAUACCCAGCCGUAUUUCGAGACUCCUACUGAACACGGAAUGAGAUACGCGAUGAACAGGGAGGAUCCGAUACAGCGUGAUAUCGAUGUGCAUGAGCCGUUGUCGGUGGAGGACUUGGGGCGGAUUAAGGCGGUUUUUCCCCGGGCGACUGGGAUUCAGAUCUUUCAGUGUGAGUGUGUGAUUGUGUUUUUCCAGGGAAGGGAGGAUAUGGUGCGGUCUUGGGAGAAUGGGACGCCGCUGAGUAUUGGAGGGUUGAUGGUUGGAUAUCGGUGUUAG